Molecule: messenger RNA, 855 nt
Organism: Ooceraea biroi (clonal raider ant)
Lineage: Eukaryota; Metazoa; Arthropoda; Insecta; Hymenoptera; Formicidae
Source: RefSeq, a predicted model, not a curated record
ACAAUUACAUAAGUAAACCGUUUGUUCAUGUAUCUCAUACAUAUUUCUUACGUACAAAUACGAUGUUCAUUACGAAAAAAGGGUGUAAGUGUUUAAGUGUUUAAGUGUUUUUCUUUUAACAAUGAUUUUUAAAACAUACGCAAAAUGUCUCAAGAUCAAUCUGAUAAUCUGAUGCAAGAGAAUAGUGAGGAGCAAAAUUUACAGGAAUUAUUUACCUCCAAUGACAUUUUGGAUAAUAUCCAAAUAUAUGAUUCCACUGUCGAAGUAAUUGGCUAUAUUGAUGGGCUUGAUUCACCUCGUAUUGUUGGAAGCAACCAACAAUAUAAAAUUUUUAAAUUUUAUUUAAAUAAUGGAAGCGGAAGGCGUAUUCAAAUUGUUGUUUGGAACGACGAUAUUGAAAAUAUUUUACCGUAUAUAAUUCCAAAUAAAAUUAUUCAUUUGGAUGGUGUGCAAGCAAGAAUUCCUAAAAUAUCCAAUUUUAUUAACGGAAAUGUGCAAUACGACCUUUUGAUUAGAAGUAAUACUGUCAUAUCAAAUUUAGGCGACUACGAGCCAAAUCAAAUAUUAAGUACACCUAUUAGAAUCAAAAUAAAUGAAAUUUUAAAUGUUUCAGGAAAUAUUAUAGUAGAAGGAUACAUCAAAUCGAAUUUUGGAGAAGUUCAUGAUAAUAAAUUAAAUAAAUUAAUUGGAUAUGGAUCAAUUACAGAUGGUACUUACAAAUUAGAAAUACAUAUAGUAAAUUUUUAUAUUGAUGAAUAUUGUGCAAUGGGUAUAUCUAAAGGCGAUAAAAUUGAAAUUACAGGUACAAUGCAAACAAGUAAUAUAUAUGUUUAUACUUUUAUAAUAAAAAUUAGA